GUGGUUUAAAGUCAAUUACCACUGCGGUUCAAGGUCAACCACCAAGAUGCCAACGAUCGUUGUUUGAUGAGGCAGCGCGUAUCUCAUCGCAAUUUUUCGGCGUGCUCAGGAUUUUGGCCUUUCGGAGACGGGAAACGCCCUUCUGGUCAGGUAGGGGCCGGUGGAACCACAUACCUUCAUAUCACGGGAGACCCAUCAACCGGAUCGCAUAUAUAAGGACCAGCGACACCAAGCAUUGGCAUCACAUAUCUCUUCACAUCCCAAGUACACACAUCGACCACAGGUUGAAGUUUGCAGAUUCGUCGUAGACAUCACAAGAAGAAAUCAAAAAACAAGAAAUGGCUUCUUUCAAGAAUCUGAUAUUCAUCGCCUUGGCCGUGUACGCCGUGUCCGCCGAAGAAAACAAACCCGCCGAGGAUGCAGCAAGAGUAAAGAAACACGCCUAUAUUGCCGCAGCCCCAGCUCCGGUUUUGGCUUACUCUGCAGCAGCCCCAGCAUACCCAUAUUCAGCAUACUCUGCAUACCCAGCCAGCUACGCUUACAAAUACUCCAGUCCAGCUGCCUACGCAGCACCAGCUGCUUACGCCGCUCCUGCUGCUUACGCCGCUCCUGCUGCUUACGUCGCACCGGCUACCUACGCCGCCACCCCAUACGCCGCUUACUCGAGCUACGCAGCUUACCCGAGCUAUGCCGCCUACCCCAGCUACGCUGCUUAUGACGAUGGCAAAUACUACCCAGGAAAAUACGAGAAAUCGUAUUUCCCAGCAGCCUACAAAGCCGCAUACCCGGUCGCCUACCACUACUGAAAACCCACUCACCCAUGAUUCUCAACAUUCCAACAACACGCAUAGAUUUUUUAAAGUAUAACUUUCAACAAUAAACGUGAUCUUUUUUUCGUAAA
This is a messenger RNA of Diuraphis noxia (Russian wheat aphid), 901 nucleotides long. RefSeq lists its product as uncharacterized. The record is from RefSeq and is a predicted model, not a curated record. Lineage: Eukaryota; Metazoa; Arthropoda; Insecta; Hemiptera; Aphididae.